This is a messenger RNA of Strongyloides ratti, 372 nucleotides long. RefSeq names its product Autophagy protein Atg8 ubiquitin like family-containing protein. The transcript is spliced from 2 exons. Gene Ontology annotation, molecular function: ubiquitin protein ligase binding. Bases 1 to 372 code for a protein of 123 amino acids. Lineage: Eukaryota; Metazoa; Nematoda; Chromadorea; Rhabditida; Strongyloididae. Gene Ontology annotation, biological process: autophagy of mitochondrion; autophagosome assembly; cellular response to nitrogen starvation. The record is from RefSeq and is a predicted model, not a curated record. Gene Ontology annotation, cellular component: cytosol; autophagosome membrane; autophagosome.
AUGUCCCUUCCUGGAUAUGCUCCAACAUUUAAAGAACGUAAAUCUUUUGAAAUAAGAAAAAGAAAUGCUUUGGAAAUUCUUCAAACACAUCCAGAUAAAAUACCUAUAAUUAUUGAAAGAUAUGAAAAUGAAAGACAUUUACCAUUAAUUGAUAGAUGUAAAUUUUUGGUACCUAAUCAUGUUACUAUAGGAGAUUUAAUGCAAAUCAUACGUAGGCGUUUAAAUCUUCAUCAUGAACAAUCAUUCUUUUUAAUGAUUAAUGAAAAAAGUAUUUUUUCAAUUUCAACACCAAUCUCUUCUGUUUACUUGAAUGAACGUGAUGAUGAUGGAUUUUUAUAUAUUGUUUAUACUAGUCAACCAGCAUUUGGAUGA